Messenger RNA from Xiphias gladius (swordfish), 1688 nucleotides. RefSeq names its product transmembrane protein 179-like. Bases 51 to 743 code for a protein of 230 amino acids. The record is from RefSeq and is a predicted model, not a curated record. NCBI's taxonomy places the organism in Eukaryota, Metazoa, Chordata, Actinopteri, Istiophoriformes, Xiphiidae. The transcript is spliced from 4 exons.
GCAAGCGCAGUUUCUCCAGGACGCGGAGAGCAGAAGAGGGCGACGGAAAAAUGGCCCUCGAUAAUUUAAUUUUUGCCCAGUGCAUCCUCUAUUUUUUAGCCUUCGUAUUCGGUUUCAUCGCCGUGGUGCCUCUGUCCGAAAACACGGAGGACUUCGGGGGGAGAUGCCUGCUCUUCACGCGGGGUAUGUGGCAAAACGAGAACAUCACUGUGUCGAAGCAGCGCUUCAUCGUGGAGGAGUGGGGACCCGAGUCCUCCUGCAGCUUCGUCACUUUUGUCGGGAUAGCGUCCCUCAUUCUGUCCGCAGUGCAGGCGUGGAGGCUGCUGUUCUUCCUGUGCAAAGGACACGAUGACUCCAUCUUCAACGCCUUCCUCAAUCUGCUAAUCAGCUCCCUGGUGGUGUUCACAGUCUUCCUGUCCAGCACCAUCGUCAGCGUGGGUUUCAACCUGUGGUGCGAUGCCAUCACCGAGGGUGGGACCAUGCCCAGCAGCUGUGAGGACCUGCAGGACACUGAUCUAGAGCUCGGCCUGGACAACUCUGCGUUUUAUGACCAGUUUGCAAUAGCUCAGUUUGGCCUGUGGGCUGCCUGGCUCACCUGGCUUGGGAUCGCAGUCAUGGCCUUCCUGAAGGUCUACCAUAACUACAGACAAGAGGACCUGCUGGACAGCCUGAUCCACGAGAAGGACCUGCUGCUCAGCCGCUCCUCACGCCACAGCUCUGACCUAAAGACCGGCCUGAUCUAGAAAAUCAGAGGAAUGUGCAGACACACAGAGUCAUUCACAAUACACCGUACAGUCUUCUUGCCUGCCAUGAGAAACACCAGUGUUUGCCUCUGUAGACAAUCAGAAUCAAUUGGCUUUUGCUCCCAUUGACCAUGGAUUGAAUAAAACAGUAGCUUUGUUUUCUAGAGAUGAUUGAUUUCCCCUCAAAAAACCUUCCAAUGGUUGCUAACCCUUGAAGAGUCCUGCUUUGUUGAGUUCAUUCAUCCCUCUGUGUGCACUCCUCUUCAAGACAUGCAACCAUAACUAAACUUUGAUAGUAUUAAAACCAUUCAGUGGAAAUGUAUGCCAAGUUUUUCUCCUCCUUUCUCAUGAGUUUCAGUUUAGCAACACAGUAUUAACGACUUGGACAGAUUGGCCGACGGAUCACCUUUGUCUUUGUGAAUCUUCUGCAUGGACCUAAUGCAUGACAAAUUAAUAGGGUGGUUUUUAGAUGUAAAGGGAUGUUCUCUUUUUUUUAUACACCAAUAAAUGUGUUCCUAUAGGCCUUUUUUUCUGGUAGGAUGUGCACUGCGUCGUGUUGAAGUGAGAAUUCUUUGCAUGCUGCAGCAAAGUAAAAUGAUGUGUGCUUUUGCAGUGUAUUCACACUUUUAUCGACAGUUACAUAAAGGUGUUUUAUAAAAAUGACAAACUGUAGUUCAGAACAUUCGUGUAUCAGGCAGCCGGUCCAAAAAUGCUUUAAGCAGCUUGUGUGAGAAAAAACAACAGAUCCUAUCUUGUGCCAUAUAGUAACUCAGGCUUGUCCCCCACACCUUAUAGGCUAGAAGCGAAUAUACUGCAUUACUGUGAAUAGAUGCACAAAUGUACCUGCAUGCAUCUCUCUCCCUGUUUCACUCACAUCAAGCACUCACUCGCUGUCAGAGGUUACAGGAAGAAAGCAAGUCAUCUGCUUGACUUUGAUAGGCAAUG